AUGAAGACAUCAGAUAUCAUCUUGACAUGCCUCCUUAUCACCAUUCCACUCACUCAUCUCCUCGUCUCCCCAUACACUAAAGUUGAGGAGUCGUUCAACAUCCAAGCAGCACACGACAUCCUCACCUAUGGAACGCCCACCAAACAUGUUAAUUAUCGCCUCUCACACGCCUACGAUCAUUUCACUUUCCCCGGGGCUGUGCCUCGAACGUUUCUCGGUGCUGUGUUCCUCGCUGGUAUAGGGCAACCUAUUAUUGCUCUCGUCGGCUUCGAGCAUGCACAGCUCGUAGUGCGAGGACUGCUUGCUGCGGCAAAUGUUGCUGCCCUUUUGACAUUCAAGAACCUUUUGAAGAGAGCUUAUGGACAAGGUGUUUCGGCUUGGUGGGUUGUUUUCAUGGCCAGUCAGUUCCACAUCAAUUACUACCUUUCACGGACAUUGCCUAACAUGUAUGCCUUUGGUUUAACAACUCUCGCCUCUGCAUUUCUGUUACCACAGUCCUCGACUAAGCUCUCUUUCAUUCGCCAUAAGCAAGCGAUUGCCCUUCUCGUCAUUGCAGCAGCAGUCUUCCGGUCCGAAGUCGCUAUUCUCUUGGGCACCACAGGGCUUUACCUCCUUAUCACCGGCCGCAUCGCUCUAGGCUCAUUAAUUCUUGUCUUCUUCUCGUCUUUCUUCGCCUCUAUCUUUGUCUCAGUACCCAUCGAUUCAUACUUUUGGCAGAAGUGGUUAUGGCCUGAGCUCUGGGGCUUCUACUUCAACGCUAUUCUCGGAUCUUCGUCCGAAUGGGGUGUCUCUCCAUGGCACUAUUAUUUCACCUCGGCGCUGCCAAAGCUCAUGCUCAACCCCCUUGUGCCGGCUCUAAUCGCCUUUGCACUUCUCCAACCGGGUACUUCACGAGCUGCGCGGGCCCUGACGAUCCCCAACUUACUAUUUGUUGCUAUCUACUCUGCUCAGCCGCAUAAGGAGGCCCGCUUCAUCUUUUAUGUCGUUCCAUCCCUCACUGCUGCUGCUGCUCUUGGAGCUAACUACAUUUCCUCGCGAGCGCCCAAGAACAUUAUCUACCACGCCGCUUUUGUUAUCACAAUUGUAUUCACCCUGGCCAGCUUUGGGGCCAGCAUCGUUAUGCUCCUCAUCUCAUCCUUAAACUAUCCUGGUGGCGAUGCACUUCAGCAGUUGCAUUAUAUCACUCGCGAUGAUCCCACUCCCGUUAUGAACGUUCACGCCGAUGUGUUGACCUGCAUGACUGGACUUACACUCUUUGGACAGAACCCGUCUGGCUAUCCUCUUGCCUUUCCCAUAACCCCGGAGCCAGAUGCCACAUCUCCCGUAUUGCUUUUCGACAAGACGGAGCAGGAGGAAAAUCUUAGCAUGCCGCGUUUUUGGGAGCGUUUCGACUACGUUCUAGUCGAAGACCCACGCAAAGUGUUGGGUGGAUGGCAGGUUGUAGGAGUGGUAACAGGCUAUGACGGUAUUGAGUUCCUCAAACCAGGUUCUUCACCUGUAGGCGAUGAAAGUGAGGAGGGAAGGAUUGGUGACGAGAGGGUCCUUGGCCUGGGUGCUCACGUUGCGGUCUUGAGAAACAUCGUCAGGGGCUAUACGGGUGGUUGGUGGGUUGGACCUCGAAUGUCGCCCAAGAUCAGAAUCCUGAGGCGUGUUAGCUAG
Messenger RNA from Fusarium venenatum, 1659 nucleotides. RefSeq names its product Alg9-like mannosyltransferase family-domain-containing protein. Gene Ontology annotation, cellular component: endoplasmic reticulum membrane. Gene Ontology annotation, biological process: protein N-linked glycosylation. NCBI's taxonomy places the organism in Eukaryota, Fungi, Ascomycota, Sordariomycetes, Hypocreales, Nectriaceae. The record is from RefSeq and is a predicted model, not a curated record. Gene Ontology annotation, molecular function: alpha-1,6-mannosyltransferase activity.